CCGAUAGCCUUUUUGUUUUCAUUAAUUUCUUCGGAAUUUUAAUUAUCUAAAGACUUUUGAAUUUCCACUUUCUUGCUGCGAAUAAAGUUUGGGGACUUUGGAAACAAUGUUUUUUUACGAUGUUCAACAAAAAGUUAUUUGUUCGGCGGCCUUGAUACGGUUGUGUUGUGUUUUGUUUGUUUUUUGUUGUUGUGGUUGUUCUAGUUGUUGUUGUUCUUGAUUUUCGUCCGAGUGACGGACAGUGGGUAUUUUUUUUUUUUGGAAAUCUAAAAUUUUCUAAUGGCUUUGAUUUUGAAAUAUUUUUACUUUUGGAUUUCUUAUUGGUUCAAUGAGCAUAAAGAUCCUCGUGUUGAAGGAUUCUUCCUUCUGGGAUCACCAUUUCCCAUGUAUUUGAUGAUAAUACUGUAUUUGGCUUUUGUGUUGAAAUGGGGACCGAAAUGGAUGGAGAAUCGAAAACCGUAUGACUUGAAAAAUGUUAUUAGAGUUUAUAAUUUUCUUCAAGUUGUCAGUAAUUUAUGGUUGUUUAUUUUUGGCAUUCGAAAUUCAUAUUUUCGAAAAGAAUUCAGUAUGUUUUGUCAACCUAUAGAUACCACCAAUAAUAAACCCUGGAUGCAGAAUUUACUAUUGGCAACUUAUGGAUAUUAUAUAACGAAAUAUGUUGACCUUCUGGACACGGUAUUUUUUGUAUUGCGGAAGAAAAAUAAUCAAAUUACAUUUUUACAUGUCUAUCACCAUGCGGGUAUGGUGUUUGCCGUUUACAUAUUCACAAAGUUUUUGGCUGGAAGUCAUUCAACAAUGCUCGGAGUCAUCAACCUCUUCGUCCACACCAUCAUGUACAGCUACUACCUGCUCAGCUCAAUCAAUCCAAAGUACACAAAGAGUAUCUGGUGGAAACGCUACAUCACUCAAUUGCAACUUGUGCAAUUUGGAUAUCUAGUUUUUCAUUUUAUCAUCGUUAUAGUAAAAAACGAUUGCGGCCAUCCUAAUUUGAUAGCGUUUGUGGGACUCAUACAGAAUUUGUUUAUGUUUGCGUUAUUUUUUGAUUUCUAUAGAAGGUCUUAUAUAAGAAAAAGGACGAAAGUGCAAUAAACAAAAGAAUUACUUUCGUAUCAUUUCAAAAGAUUUA
This is a messenger RNA of Eupeodes corollae, 1126 nucleotides long. Its product is annotated as elongation of very long chain fatty acids protein AAEL008004-like. The transcript is spliced from 5 exons. Gene Ontology annotation, molecular function: fatty acid elongase activity. The coding region runs from base 280 to 1089 and encodes 269 amino acids. Gene Ontology annotation, cellular component: endoplasmic reticulum membrane. The record is from RefSeq and is a predicted model, not a curated record. Lineage: Eukaryota; Metazoa; Arthropoda; Insecta; Diptera; Syrphidae. Gene Ontology annotation, biological process: fatty acid elongation, polyunsaturated fatty acid; fatty acid elongation, saturated fatty acid; very long-chain fatty acid biosynthetic process.